UCCUACUUCCGGGUCUAAACGCUCCUGUGUUCAAUAUGACACAAUGCUGUGUUCCUGGUUGUUUUAACAAAUCUGGCUCAAAACAACAGUCUAAUCUGUCAUUUUACCGGUUUCCUUGUGAAAAGAGAGAGAAGAGGAAGUGGCUGAAGUUGAUAAGACGUGAAAACUUCACCCCAAACUGCAACUCAAGAGUCUGCAGUUGGCACUUCCCUCAAGGAAAAGCUGCGGGGCCAACAAGAUUUGCAUGGAACAACGGGAAGUCUUUUCAGUUCCCAGAUGACCACAACCCUGUUAGAAAAAAGAAGAAAAAAGAGCAGGUCCCAGCUAUUGGUGAAAAUCAGAGUGAAAUAUCAGAUGAGCCACAUCAUUCCAACAAUGCAGCUACACAGACAGAUACUGCAAGUUCCACAAGUUCUUCCCAAAGUCUUCUGGUGCUAGAGAUUCAGAAUGACAUGCUAAGAAUAGAGAAUGAAAAACUUAAAAAACAAGUAGAGAAGCAGAAGCAGACUUUCUCAUUCAGUCAAAUAUCUGACAAUCCUGAAAGGGUCCAGUACUAUACUGGAUUGCCCGAUGCUGCUUCUGUCCUGUUUUUAGAAGCGCUUCUUUCCAGAUUUGAUCUUAAAUAUCAUUCUGAUUGGACUGUCCAAAUGAUGCCCCUAAUUGACCAGUUAUUUCUAACCCUGGUGAAGCUCAAACUUAAUUUUGGUCAUGAAGACCUUUCAAUAAGGUUUAACUGCAGCAGAGGCACAGUAACUAAUAUUUUUACAACAAUUGUUAGUGCACUGUAUGACAUUUUGUAUGUUGGCAUGCUGGAAAACAACAUUCCCUCGAGAGCCAAGAAUCAAACAUCACUGCCAGAUUGCUUCCAACCAUUUCCUAACUGCAGGAUUGUGCUUGACUGCACGGAAGUUUCUGUUUGUAACACAGAGAGACUUGACACACAAAGUCAUUUGUACAGCCAGUACAAAGGACGGACCACACUAAAGGCUCUAAUUGGUGUGGCUCCUAAUGGUGUAAUAACCUUUGUAAGCAACUUGUACGGUGGAAGUGCCUCAGAUAAGGCCAUAACAGCUGACUGUGGAGUACUGCAACAUCUACAACCAGGUGACAUGGUCAUUGCAGAUAAGGGCUUCACAAUUCGGGACAUCCUACCAGAAGGGGUCUCACUGAACAUUCCGUCCUUCCUCACCAACGGACAAUUCACACAGGAGGAAGUGAACAACAACAGGAAGAUUUCCUGUGCAAGAAUACAUGUAGAGCGUUCCAUUCAAAGACUGAAAGUUUUCUCAAUUUUGCAUCACAUCCCAUAUCAGUUAAAAAAAAAUAUUAAUAAGAUCUUGAAAGCAUGUGUGUGUCUUACAAAUUUACAAACACCUAUUCUCCGUGAAAUUGAAUAAAUUAUACCUGUGAGAGUUCAGAGGUAAAAGUAGAUUGUGUCAUUUUCUAACUACUUGUGGACCAGAAAACACAACUGUUGAAUAAGUUUACUUUUAUUAUUUAUAACUCCUAAGUGUUCUGGAUUGUUUUGUGUGUAUACUCAGGAUGUUACAACAUAAAAACAACUUAGUUGCAUAGUUUCAAAUUGAGAAUGGUCUCAUUUGUGAUUCGUAUAAUGUUUUACUCGGUUUUUAUCAAUGGCUUGUUACAUUUUUCAUUCCAUUCCAGCUUCCUGAUUACUGCCUAGUUUUCUUGCUAUGCAUUUUCAAUUAAAAUGAAGAAUACCAGA
Messenger RNA from Oreochromis aureus, 1726 nucleotides. RefSeq lists its product as uncharacterized. The transcript has 2 exons. The record is from RefSeq and is a predicted model, not a curated record. The coding region runs from base 36 to 1397 and encodes 453 amino acids. Lineage: Eukaryota; Metazoa; Chordata; Actinopteri; Cichliformes; Cichlidae.